GUCACCCCGUCUUGUCGAUCACAGUAUAUUAUUCUGAAAUUCCAACGUCUAAAACUAAAACUUCCACCAUUUCGAUCACGGCCGAUCAAAUCUGUCGACAGUCUUUGAUCUUACUGGAAAAGAUUUUCAGGAUGGUAAAGGUUCUCUUGUAAGAGGCAUUGGUCCGAAUUUUUGAUAGAUUAACUGGGAUAAGUGAAAGCCAGACGGGUAUUAAAUUUAAGGUGGUCGACUAGUAUGUGAAGGGGGCCGUCAAUGUGGUCUAAUUUGCACAAUUUGGAUGGAUGUAUAUGAACCUGAGCAAGAGCAAGCGUUACAGAAGCAAUCUGCUGCUGAGAGAACAAGACUACCACUGGUUUCAGCUGACAACAAGAAUGGAGUCACUCCACUUGCCCAAACAAGAGAAGUUCAUUCGAGGUAUAGGUCACCUGUACCAUCUUCACCCUCGAAACGCUGUUCUUCGCCAAUAUCCAGCAGGACAUCCUCAACCUCAACGUUUUCAGCAGCAGCAAAGAGGGCUGUAUCAGCUGAAAGAAAUCGCCCCUCUCGACCAUCAUCACCUCGAUCUCCAUCAACCCCAAUUCAGGAUACAACUGCAGAAUUGUUGUUGGCAUCGAGAAAGGUAGCCGGCAUUAAGAUACCGGAGUCCUUAUGGCCUUCCACAAUGCGGAGCCUAAAUGUUUCUUUCCAGUCUGAUACAUUUUCUGGUCCUAUUAAUAAGAAAGAAACACCAGCUUCUUAUAUGCCUGAUCGAACUCUGAGGCAAUCGUCAAAUGUUGCUCAUAGACAGGCUGAAGUUCCAGCUUCAAGAAAGCCUACACCUGAAAGGAAGCAGAUUCCACUCAAAGGUAAGAAUUCUUCUGCUCAAUCUGAGAAUUCUAAACCUGUUGAUAGUUUGUAUCCACGUAUGGUGGAUCAACAUCGAUGGCCAAGCACAACAGCUGGGAAAGUUCCCACUGCCCUGGAUGAUAAGAAAAGACCUACUUCUUCUCUUAGGAAGCCAUCCCCUACACCUUCUCUUAGGAAGACAUCCCUGGAUAGGAUCACUGUUUCAAGCAAAAGUAUCGACCUGGCUGAUAUGAGAAGCAAAACUUCACCUUCAUCCUGUUCGGAAACAGGUACACCUUCCCGCAGGAGAAAAGCUCCAGAUAGCACCUCCAUUCUUACUAGAAGUAACAGCGUUGCUGAUAAGAUCAGCAAAAUUUCAUCUUUAUCCCGUCAAGAAACAGGUUCACCUUCCCCCAGGAGACUCUCACUGGAUGGCACAGCUGGUCCUAAUAGAAGUAUCGACGUGGCUGACGAGACAAGCAGGCCCUCAUCUCUAUCCUAUGGUGGAACAGGUGCACCUUCCCACAGGAGACUAUCUCUGGAUGUCAAUGCUAUGUUAAAUAGAAGUAUUGACAUUCCAGAUAAGAAAAGCAAAUCUUCAUUGUCUCCCCAUUUGGAAAGUGGUACAUCUUCACUGAAGAGACUAUCUCCUGAUGGCAAUGCUUUUCAGAGUAGAAGUAUAGAUUUAGCUGAUAAGACAAGCAGAACUUCAUCUUCGUUCCAUCCAGAAACAAUUACCUCUUCAAUCAGGUGGCCGUCUCUGGAUGGAAGCCCUAUUCCGAAUCGAAGUAUUGAUUUGGUUGGUAGGACUACCAAAGCUUCAUCUUCAUCCCAUACGGAAAGAGGUACACUUUCCCCCAGGAUAGUAUCUCUGGAUAAGAAAAGUAAACCUUUGGUCAAAUCUACAAAUGAUUUGUUAGUAUCUCAUGAUGAGAGUGGAAUAGCAACGGUCAAUGGGUGUUUAGUUGAUGAUUGUUCACCACAGAUUGAUGAUUCUUCAAGUUCAUCAGAUAAAACAAAAAUGUCAAAUGCUGCUGCUAAACAUCUGGUUGUUCCAAAUCUUGGAUUGAUAUCUACUGUGUCUAGAUGGAUCAGUCCCUCUCGAGCAAAGGCUGUCAAUUCUUCAAGAGGAUCCAGCCCUGCUCGGAUAAGACCAUCCAGCCCCACCAGAAAACUUCAAAGUGCAGCUUCAGUUCUUAGUUUCAUUACAGAUAUCAGACAUGGAAAGAAGGCUGCAAAUCACAUUGAAGAUGUCCAUAACUUGCGUCUUUUAUAUAAUAGACUCUUGCAAUGGAGAUAUGCAAAUGCUCAGAGUGAUGAUGCAUUGCAAUCCCAGAGAGUAAAAGUAGAGAGAGUGAUGUGCAGUGUGUGGGUGGAAAUCACUUCUCUUUGGGACUCAAUAAUGGAGAAAAGGAUUGAGAUUCAGAAAUUAAAGCUCAAGUUGAAGCUUUACUCAGUUUUGGACAAUCAAAUCUGUGGUCUUAACGAGUGGGCAUUGAUUGAAACGGAUCAUAUUAGCUCAUUAACUUGGGCCAUAGAGGAUCUGCAAGCUAGCACGGUUCUUGUUCCAGUCAUAAGAGGAGCAAGGGGUAAUAUUAAAACAAUUAAGGAGGCUGUAUGCUCUGCUGUUGAUGUGAUGCAGGCAAUGGGGUCCUCCUUAUGUUCGGUACUUUUGAAGGUUGACAAGAUGAACUGCUUGGUGUCCGAACUUGCUGAUGUAGUAAUAGAGGGAAGAGCUAUGUUUGAUGAAUAUGAAUCAAUGUUGAUCUCCAUUGCUGAAUUGCAGGUGGAAGAAUACAGCCUCAGGAGCCAUCUACUACAGAUGAAACAAGCUUGGAGCAAUGAUGAAACGGCAAUAUAUGGGUAUUAAGACAGCUCCAAAGUUCUUGCAUACGAGAAAGCAAUGUAAGAACUUGAGCUUUUUGCGACUGUAAAUGGAUGUUUUGUUGCCCAUUUUCUUGUCUCGCUUCAGUGUUAUAGGUAGGUUAGAAAAAAUAAGUUAUAUUUAUUCUUUUUACCCUUCUGUUUAGGGCCUCCCCUCAUCCUAUGUAGUUUGUACUUUGUAUUAACCUCCGAAAAGAAUAGACACAAGUUGAAAUGCAAGGAAAAUUACAGAGGUA
This is a messenger RNA of Salvia splendens (bonfire salvia), 2945 nucleotides long. RefSeq names its product AUGMIN subunit 8. The transcript has 7 exons. The record is from RefSeq and is a predicted model, not a curated record. Gene Ontology annotation, biological process: spindle assembly. Gene Ontology annotation, molecular function: microtubule binding. Bases 278 to 2695 code for a protein of 805 amino acids. NCBI's taxonomy places the organism in Eukaryota, Viridiplantae, Streptophyta, Magnoliopsida, Lamiales, Lamiaceae. Gene Ontology annotation, cellular component: nuclear microtubule; cytoplasm.